This is a messenger RNA of Doryrhamphus excisus (bluestripe pipefish), 1512 nucleotides long. RefSeq names its product 3-hydroxyisobutyrate dehydrogenase b (gene hibadhb). Gene Ontology annotation, molecular function: NAD binding; NADP binding; 3-hydroxyisobutyrate dehydrogenase activity. NCBI's taxonomy places the organism in Eukaryota, Metazoa, Chordata, Actinopteri, Syngnathiformes, Syngnathidae. The record is from RefSeq and is a predicted model, not a curated record. Gene Ontology annotation, cellular component: mitochondrion. Gene Ontology annotation, biological process: L-valine catabolic process.
UGUCAUUGAAGAAUGUAACAUUACGUCAGCAGGCAGGGUAAAGGGGAGACAAGUAUGGCGGCUGUGCUGAGGGGGACUCGGUACAUGCUCGGUAGUCGGUGCAAGAAUGUUGACUUUGCGAUUGCCUCCAAGAGGUCUAUGGCCUCCAAGACACAGGUGGGCUUUAUUGGCCUUGGCAAUAUGGGAAACCCAAUGGCCAAGAAUUUGCUGAAGCACGGCUACCCAGUCAUUGCCACCGAUGUCUUCCCCGAGUCCUGCAAGGAAGUUCAAGAUCUGGGUGCCCAGAUUGUUGAUAAUCCUGCAGAGGUAGCAGAUAAGGCUGACCGCAUUAUCACAAUGCUUCCCUCAAAUCCCAAUGUAAUUGAGGUGUAUACUGGAUCCAAUGGUAUUCUCAAGAAUGUGAAAAAGGGCUCCCUGCUCAUUGACUCUAGUACAAUUGAUCCAGCCGUUUCAAAAGAGAUGGCUGCAGCUGCUGAGAAGAUGGGAGCAGUUUUUAUGGACGCACCUGUGUCAGGAGGUGUGGGUGCUGCCAAUUCGGGAAAAUUGACUUUUAUGGUGGGAGGAGCCGAGGAAGAAUUUACUGCCGCCAAAGAGUUACUCAGCUGCAUGGGGGCCAACGUGAUCUACUGUGGUCAAGUUGGAACCGGACAGGCUGCCAAAAUCUGCAACAACAUGCUCCUCGCUAUUGGAAUGAUUGGGACAUCCGAAACAAUGAAUUUGGGCAUCAGACUCGGUCUUGAUCCCAAACUGUUGGCCCAGAUCCUAAACAUGAGUUCGGGGCGUUGCUGGUCCAGUGACACCUACAAUCCCGUGCCUGGAGUGAUGGAGGGAGUACCCUCAGCAAAUAACUACCAGGGAGGCUUUGGCACCCAGCUCAUGGCUAAGGAUCUCGGGCUGGCCCAGAACACGGCCACCAACACCAAGACCCCUGUCCCGCUCGGCUCUUUAGCCCAUCAGAUAUACCGGAUGAUGUGCGCCCGCGGUUACGCCGCCAAAGAUUUCUCCUCUGUAUUCCAGUUCUUGCGUGAGGAGGAGGAGGGGGGACAGUAACGUGUGCCUCCUCCAUCAGACAAAGCCUUACUAAUACAGCAAGGGCCUGCUGCCAUAGCGGAGCGAAGGGGUGCAGUUGUCGCCCCGCAAAUGUGUCAAAAGACAAGAGUUACAUGAGGUCCCUUCCCAAUCAAUCAACAGGUCAGGUCUUCUGGGCACUUUUUUUCCCCUUUUCAUAUUUGCUGAAAAAUGCAACACUCCUUCCACUUUCAGAGGCUACAUAAUCCAACAUGCAGAGCAUUGAAGACCGCCCCAACAAUGACACUUAAACACGAAAUGAGCCAGGUGGGAAUUUUACUAGUUACAAAAAUGGGACUGUAUUUACUGUUAUCGCUUUUUUUCGUCAUCAUUUUUUAUGUUAGGAUUUUCUCUGUUUUAUUGGGAAUGAUUUCUGAAGAUUGGAAAUGUGACUUUGGCCUAAAGGUGUCAUCUUGCAAAGAAAUAAAGACUUCAUUAAACCUA